AUGAUCCUGCUUGAUGCCAGCUUCAUUAUCGAGUAUUUCUGGAAAAACAAGACGCUAAACUGGACCGACGGUGACCAAGAAAUAUUAGAGCCGUGGUUGUGCAAUAGGAUGCAGAUGGACUUCAUAUUACUUGAAAAUCAGCUUCCUUUCUUUAUUAUUGAGAAAAUAUAUGACAUUGCAUUUCCAUCUCGCUCAAAAAACAACCCCUUCAUUGGGCUUACCUUUCGCCAAUUCGAAUAUUACAACGUUCAAAUUUCCCAAUAUUCUCCGUCAACAAAAAUAUUGCACUUCACUGACUUGGUUAGAAACUUUUGCAUGCCUCCUAGCGAAAGGCGACCGAAAGGAGAGUCUCAAAAGAUGAAGGAAAUGUACAGUGCAACCCAGCUGGAUGAGGUAGGAUUGAAGUUUAAGAUGAGCAAACCAAGCUCUAAUCUCUCACCUCUUGAACUAAAAUAUGUGGACAGAGUGCUGGAAGUCCCACGCUUUCAGUUAGACGAUACCACGGAGAUUUAUGCUCGAAACCUCGUUGCCUUGGAGAAAUAUCACUAUCCUUAUAAAGAUGAGGCAUAUAUUACUAAUUACUAUACCAUGUUAAGUUUCCUUAUCAAAACAGACAAAGAUUUGGAUGUACUUGUACGAGAGCAGAUCAUCGAUAAUUGGCUGGAUGGCAUCGUGGCAACUUCAAUGAUCAACAAGCUGUCCGGCGAAACACGUUUCUAUAUCAAAAUAAACUCUCAUUAUCACACGAUGGCAGAAGAGUUGAACAAAUUCUAUAUUAGUCCCUGGAAUCUCAUCCCUAGCUUGAAACGUGCUUUAUUUCGCACGAAUUUGGCCGGUACUAUUACCAUAUCUAGUGCUGUUGGGUUAAUCCUCAUUGGGGUUGAAUCUGCAUGCUCUGUUCUAUCGCUUAAGUACUUUUAA
This is a messenger RNA of Juglans regia (Persian walnut), 921 nucleotides long. Its product is annotated as UPF0481 protein At3g47200-like. The record is from RefSeq and is a predicted model, not a curated record. The transcript has a single exon. NCBI's taxonomy places the organism in Eukaryota, Viridiplantae, Streptophyta, Magnoliopsida, Fagales, Juglandaceae. Bases 1 to 921 code for a protein of 306 amino acids.